Messenger RNA from Ailuropoda melanoleuca (giant panda), 2283 nucleotides. RefSeq names its product aarF domain containing kinase 2 (gene ADCK2). The record is from RefSeq and is a predicted model, not a curated record. Gene Ontology annotation, cellular component: mitochondrion. The transcript is spliced from 8 exons. NCBI's taxonomy places the organism in Eukaryota, Metazoa, Chordata, Mammalia, Carnivora, Ursidae. Bases 37 to 1986 code for a protein of 649 amino acids.
GGGCAGGCAGGCUAGGCCGGGGACCUCUGGGAGAGGAUGGUGACCCCCUGGCGCUUCUCCAUCAGAGUCUGCUUGUCGCACUUAAGGGGUUUUGAGCUCAGAAAAGAACUCGGCCUUUUAAGAUCAUCUGGGUGCUCUCGUAAUGCCAGACUCUGUUGGCUUCUGCUUGGUACUUUACCCAAACUUAUCUCAGCCUAUGGGGACACCGGUGAGGGGGGCACUGAGAGCGUGUGCCAGCGAAGAGCCGGCUGGAGUGACCUAGCUGAAAAAGGGCCACUGGAGAGAGUCCCCCAAGAGGGGCGGCUAGGAUGCCUCUUUCUGCACCUCCGUAUCUGGCUCCGGGCUGGAGCUCUCUUGAUGAAAUUCUUCCCCCUCCUUCUCUUCUACCCCCUCACCUACCUGGCUCCCAGUGUCUCCAGCCUCUGGCUCUACCUGCUUCUGAAAGCCACAGAGACCUCCGGCCCAACGUACAUCAAACUGGGCCAGUGGGCCAGCACCCGGCGCGAUCUCUUCUCAGAGGCUUUCUGUGCCCAGUUCUCUAAGCUGCAUGUCCGUGUGACCCCCCACCCUUGGACUCACACUGAACACUUCCUGCGGCAGGCAUUUGGGGAAGACUGGGGGAGGGUCCUCUGCUUUGAGAAGAAGGAACCUGUGGGUUCAGGCUGUGUGGCCCAAGUGUACAAAGCGCGUGCCAAUCCUGCCUUCCUGGAGAAUGACAGCGUCUGGAGACUUGCUAAGGCCUCCCGCCUGCAGUCGUGUUCAGAAGCUGGGGCAGUUGGGAGGCUGGGAGAGCUCUUUGGACACCCGGGGAAGGGGUGGGGGUAUCAAGGAAGUCUUGCUGACCAGUCAUUUCUAGAAAGGCUGCUCCUCCCUAAAGCUGACCCGGUUGGAUCAAAUGCAGUCCUGUCUCCAUCUUCAGCACCUGCCCACCAACCUGAGCCAGAUCACCUCAUCCCGGUGGCAGUGAAAGUGCUGCACCCCGGCUUGCUGUCUCAGGUGCAGAUGGACCUCCUGCUGAUGAAGAUGGGCAGCCGGGUCCUUGCGCUUUUGCCGGGAAUCAAGUGGCUUAGCUUGCCUGAGAUCGUGGAGGAAUUUGAGAAGCUCAUGGUCCAUCAGAUUGACCUGCGUUAUGAAGCUCGGAAUCUAGAACACUUCCAGUGCAACUUCCUGAAUGUGAAUUCUGUCAAAUUCCCCACCCCUCUGCGUCCCUUUGUCACCAGGGAUGUCUUGGUGGAGACUUACGAAGAGAGUGUGCCUGUGUCCAGUUACCAGCAGGCGGGGAUUCCCACUGACUUGAAGAAGAAGAUUGCGCGGCUGGGAAUCAACAUGCUCCUGAAGAUGAUAUUUGAGGACAACUUCGUCCAUGCAGACCUCCACCCUGGGAACAUCCUGGUGCAGGGGGCCGACGGGCUUUCCAAGAGUCAGGAGGCACAGCUGCAGCAGAUGGAUGUCUGUGACACGCUGGUGGUGGCCGUGACGCCCGCCCGCUGCCCGCUGCGCCUGGUGCUGCUGGAUGCCGGCAUCGUGGCGGAGCUGCAGGCCACUGACCUGAGCAACUUCCGGGCCGUUUUCAUGGCUGUGGCCAUGGGGCAGGGCCAGAGAGUGGCCGAGCUCAUCCUGCAUCAUGCCCGGGCCAGCGAGUGCAGGGACGUGGAGGGGUUCAAGGCUGAGAUGGGCACACUGGUGACCCAGGCCAGGAAGAACACCAUCACCCUGGAAAAGCUUCAAGUUUCCAGCCUUCUGUCGAAUGUCUUUAAGUUACUGAUGACUCACAAGGUUGGAAAAUGUCACAGAAUCCUAUGGACCCGCGGCUUCCUAAUGUUUCUGAUUAUGUACCCUACUGGUAAAUAUUUAUAUUUACAUAUAUAUGUGCACAUGUAUCACUUAUUCGAAGGUCUUACACAGCUGCUGCCCCCACUAGCAGAUCUCUGGAGGCACCGUAUGUACUUGGGGCAAAUUUUGCAGUACUUCAAAUUAUCUUCCUGAUCAUGUUUACUAUUUUUUGAUGACCUCCUGCUCAAUUUUAUUGCAAGGGAAGAUGAUUAAUGUGGCUGACAUACUCGGACAGGAGCAGAAUCAGCUCAGCUAUUUUCUUCAAGUUCCCCUGUGCGCACGUUAGCGUUCAGACUGCAGUUUCUCGGAGUAAUGUUCACCCCUUUUCUAUUUGUCUGGAGUCAAUUUGGGCUAAUAUUAACAUAGAGAUGAUAGAAUCAGGACAUCCCCUUAACCAGGGCUUGAAAUCUGCAGUGGCACCCCAGUGACACCCCAGCAAUGAAUUAAGGC